Messenger RNA from Owenia fusiformis, 1642 nucleotides. NCBI's taxonomy places the organism in Eukaryota, Metazoa, Annelida, Polychaeta, Sabellida, Oweniidae. The record is from the annotation of a GenBank genome assembly.
CUUUUUCCGCCAUUUUAUUUGCUGAGAGGUCGUCGCAUAAAGUCUGACGAAAAAUAUGGCUGCCAGGCCUUUGAUCACCGUUUAUUCAGAGAAGAAUGAAGCUACAGGCACCAACAUUACUCUGCCAGCAGUCUUCAGGGCACAGAUCAGACCUGACAUUGUCAGCUUUGUUCAUAACCAGAUAAGGAAGAACAGCAGACAGCCAUAUGCUGUAAACAAACUUGCUGGUCACCAGACAUCUGCUGAAUCUUGGGGUACAGGUCGUGCUGUUGCUCGUAUCCCCCGUGUCCGAGGUGGUGGCACCCACAGAUCUGGUCAGGGUGCUUUUGGCAACAUGUGCCGUGGUGGACGUAUGUUUGCCCCAACUAAAACCUGGAGAAACUGGCACAGACGCAUCAAUGUCAACCAGAAAAGAUACGCCAUCUGCUCUGCCAUUGCUGCCAGCGGUGUCCCUGCUCUUGUUAUGUCCAAAGGUCACAGAAUUGAACAGAUCCCUGAAGUACCUCUGGUCAUGAGUGACAAGAUUGAGGAAUUAAAGAAGACCAAAGAAGCUGUUCAAGUCUUGAAAAAACUAAAGGCCUGGCCAGACAUCCAAAAGGUUGUUUCCUCAAAAAGAUUCCGUGCUGGUAAGGGUAAAAUGAGGAACAGAAGACGUAUCCAACGAAGGGGACCCCUUGUAAUCUAUGAAAAGGAUAAUGGUAUUUGCAGAGCUUUCCGUAAUAUUCCAGGUAUCACUCUUAUAAAUGUCAGCAGAUUGAACCUUUUAAAAAUAGCUCCUGGAGGUCAUGUCGGACGUUUCUGUAUUUGGACCGAGUCUGCUUUUAAAAAAUUGGAUGCUUUGUAUGGUACAUGGAGGGUACCAUCCAAAGAAAAGAAUGGUUAUAAUCUUCCCAUGCCUAAGAUGACUAAUAGUGAUUUGUCCAGACUUCUUAAAAGUGAAGAAAUACAAAGUGCCAUCAGAGCUCCUAAGAGAAGCAACACAAGAAAGAUUAUUAAGAAGAAUCCUCUUAAGAAUAUCCGUUCCAUGUUACGUCUCAACCCUUACGCAGCUGUGGAAAAGAGGAACGCCAUUCUAACCCAGGAGGCUCGCAAGAAGGCUAGACAGGAGGCAACUGACAAACGUCGUGGAAUUGCUCCCAAAGCUGAGGCCAAGGCUACCAAGGGCAAAGGCAAAAGCAAGAAAUAAACAAUCACCUGAUUGGGCAAAUAAACAAUCACCUGAUUGGGCCACUGCAAACAUGGACAAUUUUGAAUUUCAUGUUAAAUUGAAUACAGCAGUUGGUUAUGAAUAAAAAAACAGUUCAGAGGAAUAUAAUAUUUUUAUUUUUUGAUUGGUGAAACAGGAAGCAAGGUUUACCGAUUUAUAUCUUCAGUAAUGGGUGGAUCCACUGACCAAACACAUUUAUUGACUCCACAUUCACAUAGCUAGGCCAUAUGUGUCCAAUUCAAGUCAAUCGGAACACGGUAUUUCACAACUGGCUUCUGUUACAUAACCAAUAAUGAACUCUGGUCACUUGUUAAACGUCUCCUUGCAAAAACGUUCAUUGAAAAUAUGCUCUUAUAGUGAUUUAGUAUCUUUUAGUUUUGUUUUUUUUCAUUUCUAUUCCAUAUAUGAUAUAUUUUUUCAACAUUAUCAUAUACA